UCCCAUAAUGUCUGAGGAAAGAGAUUUAAUUAAGAAGCGAGGAAGCUUCAAAGGUCGUUUGACUGCUUUUAUAAAUUAUCUUGAUCAGCUGAGCGAUAAAUUAUCGAGUAGUUGUGAUGUCACUGAACUACAGCUGCGUAUUGGGAAGAUGGAGUCAUUAUACGAGCAAUACGAUGAGGUACAGUUGCGUCUAGAAUGCAUAACCGAUGACGUUAAAGUACAGUUUGCUGAACGUUCAGAUUUUGAGUCGUCGUAUUAUAAGACGCUCUCUAGAGCACAAACGUUAUUAAGCAAUUUUAAUAAAGAUUCUCAAUCUAGUAAUAGUGAUAAAUGUACUCAUAGCAAUACACAUAAACCAGUUAAGUUACCUACUAUACAGUUACCGAAAUUCAGUGGUUCUUACAACAAUUGGUUGGAAUUUCAUGACACUUUCACUAGUCUUAUUCACAAUAACGAUGAUAUUGACGAAGUAAACAAGUUUCACUAUUUACGAGCUUCUCUGGAUGAGUCUGCUGCCGUGGUUAUUAAAUCUGUUGAAUUCUCUGCCAGUAAUUAUUCUGUAGCUUGGAAGUUAUUAUGCGACCGAUUUAGUAAUAAGCGUUUACUGGUGCAGAAUCAUGUGUCGGCAUUAUUUAAUAUUGAAAUGAUUCAUAAAGAGUCUUCGUCUAUUUUGAAGGGUUUAAUAGAUCAAUUAAAUAAAAACUUGCGAGCUCUUGAGACUUUAGGUGAACCAGUUAAGUAUUGGGAUACUCUUAUAAUUUAUAUAGUUACCCGCAAGCUUGAUAAUAAGACGUAUCGAGAGUGGGAGGAAUUUAAGGGUCGUCUGGAUAAGGAUUACACUAUAACAUUCAAUCAAUUUGUGCAGUUCUUACGCGCUCGAGCUGAUUUAAUAGAAACGUUAGAAUUGUCACGUAAUCAGUCUCAGGCUACAUCUAACUUACGUCCUAAAAUUAAAGCUAUGGUAAGUACACCAGCUCCUCGCAGUUCUGACAUGGAAUCAGCACAGAAGACAUGUCCCAAGUGCAAAGGUGACCAUAAUUUAAUAAAUUGCCCGCAGUUCCUCGCACUAAGUAACGACGCACGUCUCAAAUUAUUACCAUCAUAUAAGGUGUGCUUUAAUUGUUUAAAACCCGGUCAUUUUGCGAAUCGUUGUAAGAAGCAAGGUUGCAAGGUAUGUAAACGUAGACAUAAUACACUGUUACACACUUCGGAUAAUAGAAAUACUUUAAAUAAUAGUAAUGAAACCCAGAAUAACACUACUUAUUCGAAUAAUAAUUCAAUUUCUCCAUCUACGUCAGCCACCUGUGACUUAAAUAACGUAACGUUGUCAGCAAGCGUUGCCUUGCAGUGUGCUGAGCGUAAGCAAAGCGACGUGCUUUUGUCCACCGCUUUAAUCAAAGUGUACGAUAGCAAAAAUCGUGCGCAUGUAGUUCGCGCAGUACUUGAUAGCGGUAGUACGUCUUGUUUCAUGAGAGAAAGUUUAUGUAAUUUGUUAAAUCUUUCGUUGACUCAGGUUGACAGAAUGAUUGGCGGAAUAAAUAACGUAUCUUCGCACGUGGGCAAAAUGUGUCGCGUACAUAUGACGUCAUUAAAUGAUAAUUUUUCUUGCAAAAUGCAGUGUUUCGUUUUGCCAUUUAUUACAAAUAUUUUACCGUGCCGUGAAAUUGAUAUUACUAGUUUGAAUAUUCCAUCUGAUAUAUGUUUAGCCGAUCCCACCUUUUAUAAGCCGAGUGAAGUAGACAUUUUAAUUGGCGCUGAUAUCUUUUGGGACUUGUUAGGAUCGCAAAGAAUUAAAUUAGGCUCUGGUAAACCAGUACUUUGCGAGACUAGACUAGGCUGGAUAGUCGCCGGUCCUACGUCUCAUAAUUAUGUCACGAUGCUCUCGAGUGAUAUUCGUUGUAAUUUUACUAAAAUUACGGAUUCUAACAAUAAUGUUAGGUCUGAUUUAUCACGUUUCUGGCAAUUAGAAGAAAUAAGUUCCAAUUCGUCUCAUUAUUUACCGGAGGAAAGGUUAUGUGAGGAUCACUUUACUAAACAUACGACGCGAUUAAGUGACAGUCGCUUUUGCGUUCGCAUACCUCUAAAACAGAAUCCUUCUAUGCUAGGAGAUUCGUAUAAAAGAGCAACACACUGUUUGUUUUCUUUAGAACGUAGGUUUAGGACUAAGCCUACUUUCCGUAAGAUGUAUUGCGAUUUCAUGUCAGAGUAUAUUCAAUUAGGCCAUAUGACAGAAUUGAAAUCAUCGGAAUUAACGUCAAAUGGUUAUUAUAUUCCACACCACGGGAUAUUACGUGAAGGAAGCACCACAACUAAACUCCGUGUUGUGUUCAAUGCCAGUAGUCCUACAUCGUCCGGAAUUUCUUCAAACGAUUUGCAGAUGAUUGGACCGACAGUUCAGGAUGAUUUGUUGUCUAUCCUUCUUCGAUUCAGACAGCAUAAGUACGUUUUAGCCGCUGACGUCGAGAAAAUGUAUAGACAAGUCGUCAUCCAUCCAUCUGAUAGGUACUUGCAAAGAAUUGUUUGGCGAGCUAAUACUGACGAACCAAUUAAGGUGUACGAACUAAAUACAGUCACGUAUGGCACCGCAAGUGCACCAUUUCUAGCUACUCGUUGUCUUAAGCAGAUAGGUCUAGAGUGUAACGACAAUAACAUUGCUAAAAUUAUUCAACAUGACUUUUUUGUUGAUGACUUGUGUACCGGGAGCAUGGAUUUAGAUGAAGCACAAUUUAUUCGUAGGGAGGUCACCAAGGCGUUGGCUUUGGCUGGCAUGAGACUGAGAAAGUGGAAAUCAAAUGAAUCUCAAUUAGUACCUGAAUCGAUUGACUCUUCGCUCGAUUUAAACAUGGGAUCUGAAGAGCCUAACAAGUUAUUAGGUCUCAGUUGGUAUACCACUUCUGAUGAGCUUACAUUUCCAAUAAGCAUGAAUUUGGCUUCUAAUGUAGAUACUAAACGAGAUUUACUCUCAGUGAUUGCACGGAUUUUUGAUCCAUUAGGGCUUUUAUCUCCUUGUGUCAUUACAAUGAAAAUGUUACUACAACAAAUGUGGUUAGACAAGUCCUCAUGGGAUGAACCCCUAAACACAAAUAUUAGUUCACGUUGGAAUAUCAUCAUGAAAUCUUUGCCUUUAUUAAAUAAUUUUAGAAUUCCACGUAAUGUUAUUUGCAAUUCAUAUAAGGAACUAGAAGUACACAUAUUCACCGAUGCUUCUGAACGCGCGUACGGUGCGUGCACUUAUAUUCGAAGCAAUAAUCAUGAGGGUAAGUAUUUGGUUCGCUUAUUAAUGGCUAAAAGUAGGGUGGCGCCUCUCAAACCUACAACUAUUCCGAGGUUGGAGUUGUGUGGUGCAUUAGUAGGAGCGCGUCUGUAUGAGAAGGUUCAAGGUUCACUUCGAGCAACUAUUAGCCGGACCUAUUGCUGGACUGAUUCGACAAUUGUGUUAGGAUGGUUGCAGAUGUUGCCUUCUAGGCUUCAGCCCUUUGUACGCAAUCGCGUUGCUGAAAUUCUAGAAACGGCGGGUAACUGUACAUGGCAACAUGUUCCCACAGAUAAGAACCCAGCAGACUUAAUAUCGCGUGGAACCGAUAUUAAUAACCUGCAAAAUUCUGAUCUAUGGUGGUCAGGUCCAGACUUUCUACGGCUAGAUAGGUGUAAUUGGCCUAAUCAUUAUAAAUACCUACAGGUUGAGACUUUGCCCGAGACUCGUAAUGAUAUUUCGUUAAAUGCUAUAGUUACUGAUAACAGCAGUAGUUCAUUUAUUAAUUUUAAACGUUUUUCGAAAUACACUAGACUUGUGCGUUCCAUUGCUUAUAUGCUUCGAUUUAUUAAAUUGUGUAAGAAACUUUCAGUAAAUGAUAAAUUUCUUACAGAAUCAGAUUUACAGGAUGCAUUAAAUGUAGUGAUUUUUCAAAGUCAACGUGAAUCAUUUACUGAGCACAAAUUGAUAAUUAAUAAACUUAGUUUGCCGAAAAAGAGCGUUCUUCUUAAAUUUAAUAUUUAUUUAGAUGAUAACCAAUUAAUGCGUGUUGGAGGACGUCUCGAUAAUGCUAAUUUUAUAUAUAAUAAAAAACAUCCUAUUAUUUUACAGUCCGCUCACGAAUUUACUAAAUUAUUAUUCGAUUAUGAACAUAGACGAUUAAUGCACGCGGGCCCACAAUUAUUGCUGGCUUCAAUAAGGGAGACUUAUUGGCCUAUUGGUGGCAGAAAUUUAGCAAAGGCUUGCUUUCAUCGAUGCGUACGUUGCCGUAGAAUGAAAGGAGCUAUAGUUACUCCUUUGAUGGGAAACUUACCGCGGCAGCGGCUUCUUCCUGGUUACCCGUUCCAGAAUACAGGCGUCGAUUACGCUGGCCCGAUAAUGUGCGCUAGUCGCCUGGGUCGUGGAUGUAGGCUAGUGAAAGUGUAUAUUGCUAUAUUCAUUUGUUUUACCACCAAGGCGAUUCAUUUAGAAUUAGUAAGUGACUUAACCAGUAAUCAUUUUUUACUUGCUUUAUAUCGUUUUAUUUCGCGACGAGGAAAGCCCGCAAGUAUAUUUUCAGACAACGGUACCUCCUUUGUGGGCGCGUAUAAUGACUUAUCAAAAUUUAUUAAGUCUAAUGCAGCUUCGUUAAGCGAAUCUUUGGCUAAUGAUGGAAUUUCAUUCAAAUUUAUACCCGCGUAUAGUCCUCAUUUCGGCGGACUCUGGGAGGCUGGUGUGAAGUCAACCAAAUAUCAUUUGCAGCGAGUGUUGGGUUGUAGUAAUUUAACUUUUGUGGAACUCUACACCACGUUAACGCAGAUUGAAGCCAUAUUAAAUUCCCGUCCAUUGACACCGCUGUCUUCAGAUCCUGAUGACGACACACCGCUUACGCCAGGACAUUUUUUAAUUGGACGACCCCUCACCUCAAUACCACAGCCUAAUCUCCAGGAUCUUUCAAUGAGCCAACUAACUCGCUACCAGAGGAUUGAACAGUUGCGCCAACAUUUCUGGACAAGGUGGAGUAAGGAGUACGUAGCUGAACUCCAACAGAGGACCAAGUGGCGCGCAUGUAAGGAUGGGCUUGAGUUGGGAUCCCUAGUUGUGGUAAAGGAGGACAAUCUUCCCCCCUUAAAGUGGAGACUUGGAAGAGUUGUAGCAGUCCACCCUGGUUCGGACGGUAUUGUUCGCGUGGCAGAUAUUCGGACGUCUACUGGUGUCAUCAGAAGAGCCUUUAAUAGGAUCUGCCCAUUGCCUUUGCCAUCAUAGCUGUUAAAAGCCAAGCUUUCAACGCCCGGGGGCAUGUUUAAGCGCCUGCGACAAAUAAAAGGCAGGAAUACGCAUUGCGCCGUUGUCUAACUUGACAUUACUUAGAAUUAAGUUAUAUCUCUUUUAAUCGUCAUUCUAAAUACAGCAGUUCAACUGA
Molecule: messenger RNA, 5375 nt
Organism: Vanessa atalanta (red admiral)
Lineage: Eukaryota; Metazoa; Arthropoda; Insecta; Lepidoptera; Nymphalidae
Exons: 1
Coding region: 8-5218 (1736 amino acids)
Biological process (GO): DNA integration
Molecular function (GO): zinc ion binding; nucleic acid binding
Source: RefSeq, a predicted model, not a curated record